UUUACUUUAAUGUAGAUAGAUAUUUGCCGCAUUGGAUCCUCAUUGAUCGCUGGCUAUCAGUUGAACCAUGAUGCCCAAGCACAUUAGAUUUCCUAUCCGCACAAUUUUUCUCCUGAUCAUAUUCUUUAUCAUCCUGACGUACUGCAGCUUUCUCUUCCUCAAAAGUUCUAACGUGAUGCCCAGCAAGCCCCAACCAUUCAUCCUACGGAAUCUUGAUUAUGGAUAUCUGGAUAAUUCAAGCGAGACAAGUGAAAGGUUGCAUCCCAAGAAAAUAUUAAAAAUUAUGCAGCGGAUCCACACAGCAAAUAAACAGCAGUUGAUUCUUAACGCAAAUAAAUAUGGUCCUCUGGAAAAUGACUCGGUAGUUAUUGUUAUUCAAGUGCACAAGCGAAUUAACUACCUAAAGUACUUAGUAAACAGUCUUUCCCAUGCCAAGGAUAUUUCCAAAGUAUUGCUUGUAUUUUCACACGAUGUCUACGACAAAGAGAUCAACGAUUAUGUGCAAGCGAUUGACUUUUGCAUGGUGAUUCAGAUAUUCUAUCCUCAUUCUUUGCAAACUCAUCCACAUACAUUUCCCGGCAAGGAUCCCAACGACUGCCCACGAAACAUUACAAAAGAUGAAGCUCUCAUCAAAAAGUGCAAUAAUGCUUUAUAUUCAGAUCAUUAUGGUCAUUAUAGAGAGGCAAACUUUACACAGGCAAAGCACCACUGGUGGUGGAAGGCAAAUCACGUCUUUCAUGAUCUUACAGCUACCAGAUACCAUACUGGUCUAUUCAUAGCACCUUCUUAUAUUUUUGAUAGUUAUGAUAAACACUUUUUCGUUGUAGGUCUUGUAUUGUUCUUGGAGGAAGAUCACUUCGUAUCCGAAGACUUUUUAUAUGUAUUGAUGCUGAUGCAAACGAGUACCAAAAACGUGUGUGCACAUUGCAAUAUUUUGUGUCUCGGCAAUUACCUGAACGAAUUUACAGCCAAAUCGUACCGCGCAAAGGCUGACUGCUCGACUUUUGACGCCUCUCACAAUAUGGGCUUAGCCUUUAAUCGAACAACCUGGUCGCUCAUCAAAAACUGUGCCCAAGCCUUUUGCUCGCACGAUGAUUAUAAUUACGACUGGUCUUUACUGCACGUAUCUGAAAAAUGCCUGAAGAGAAAGUUUACGGUGUUGUCAAUCGAAGGUCCGCGAGUCUUCCACAUAGGAAGUUGUGGCCUUCACCAAAAAAGCAAGGAAUGCGAGGCCAGAAAAUUGAUUGCCAAAAUAAACCAAGUACUUCACUUAGCAUUCCAAUUCGGCCACCUUUAUCCACCGCUGCUAAGAAUCACAGAAUCAAUUCUGAAAGUUAAAAAAAAGAAGCUCAACAAUAUUCAAAUCAACGGAGGGUGGAGUGAUCUCCGCGAUCAUCAGCUAUGUCUAAGCAUGACGUUACCCCUAAGUUCAGAGGGUAUAUUAAAUUCCAGUUACCAAAGCAAUAAAACAGGUGCUAAAAUCGUUUGAGGAUUAAA
This is a messenger RNA of Drosophila virilis, 1497 nucleotides long. The record is from RefSeq and is a predicted model, not a curated record. Lineage: Eukaryota; Metazoa; Arthropoda; Insecta; Diptera; Drosophilidae.